AACACAAUAACCAUGAUGACGCCGGUGAGCGGCUCCCUCUCAGGGAAGGUCAGUCUGCCAUGUUCUUUCCCUACCAUCCCAACCUCUGCACCGGUCAUCAGUACCAAUGGAACAACCAUUGCCAGCAGAGAUUAUUUGCGUAUCAAAUGGACCAAAAUAGAAGGAGAGGUGGAGUCGACGGUGCUGGUGGCACAGAACGGCAUUAUCAAGAUAGGCUACAGCUACAGGAGCCGCGUGUCGGUGCCCAGCCACCCUGAGGAUGUGGGCGACGCCUCACUGACAGUGGUCAAGCUGCGCGCGAGUGAUGCCGGCACUUACCGCUGUGAGGUCCUGUACGGCAUUGACGACAUACAGGACACAGUUAACCUCAAUGUCGAUGGCGUUGUCUUUCACUACCGGGCAAGCACGAGCAGAUACAGCCUAGACUACCCGAAGGCUAUCCAGGCUUGUGAAAACAUUGGAGCCACCAUUGCUACACCUGACCAACUGAGAGCUGCCUAUGAGGAUGGAUUUGACCACUGUGAUGCCGGCUGGAUUGCAGACCAGACAGUGAGAUACCCAAUCACCAAUCCCAGACCUGGAUGUCACGGCAACCUACAUAACAAACCUGGGGUUAGGUCCUAUGGAGUCAGGAAGCCCACCGAGACCUAUGAUGUAUUCUGUUAUGUAGACAAGCUGGAUGGGGAAGUGUUUUAUGCACCUGUGACCCAUAAGAUGACUUUCGAGGAGGCCAAAGAAGAGUGCAUAAAAAGGAACAGCGUCUUAGCAUCCCCGGGUCAGCUCCACUCUGCCUGGCGACAUGGCCUAGACCAAUGUGACUAUGGCUGGCUUUCUGAUGGCAGCGCACGACACCCUGUUGCUGUACCCAAAAUAAAGUGCGGCGGAGGCCUGCUGGGUGUGAGGACCAUGUACCGCUACAGAAACCAAACUGGUUUCCCAGAACCCUCAAGGAAGCUAGGAGCUUACUGCUUUGGAGGCAUUCACUCAUGCACAGAGAACAUUUGUCUGAAUGGAGGCUCUUGCCAUAAGAGUGGCACUAUUCAUUCAUGCAGCUGUCCUCCUGGUUACACUGGAGAUCGCUGUGAGACAGAUAUUGAUGAGUGCCAGUCAAACCCUUGCCGUAAUGGGGGUACAUGUGUUGAUGGGUUGGCUUGCUUCACCUGUGUGUGCCUCCCUAGCUACUCUGGAUUGUAUUGUGAGGAGGAUACAGAAACAUGUGACUAUGGCUGGCACAAGUUCCAGGGACACUGCUACAAGUAUUUUCCCCAUAGAAGAAACUGGGACACAGCAGAGAGAGACUGUCGAAUGCAGGGGGCUCACCUAACCAGCAUCCUCUCCCAUGAGGAGCAGCAGUUUGUCAACCGUCUUGGACAGGAUUACCAGUGGAUCGGCCUGAAUGAUAAGAUGUAUGACAGCGACUUCCGCUGGACCGAUGGCAGCACUCUGCAAUAUGAGAACUGGAGGCCCAACCAGCCUGACAGCUUCUUCUCAUCUGGCGAGGACUGUGUAGUGAUGAUCUGGCACGAGGACGGCCAGUGGAACGAUGUCCCUUGUAACUACCACCUCACCUUCACCUGCAAGAAGGGCACAGUGUCCUGCAGUCAGCCCCCUCUGGUGGAGAAUGCGCGCACCUUCGGCAAGAAGCACGAGAGGUAUGAGAUCAACUCGCUGGUGAGGUAUCAGUGCCGCUCUGGCUUCAUUCAGAGACACCUCCCAGUCAUCCGGUGCCGUGGGGAUGGACGAUGGGACAUCCCCAAGAUCACUUGUAUGACCCCAUCAAAUUACCAGAGGUCCUAUACCAGAAGACACCAACACAAAAGCCUCUACAGCACGAACCGAUGGCCUGAGGAGGCUUCACAAUAUCGCCAGUGGCGCUACAGGGGAAGGCGAGACAGGACUGCACAUAAGCGAAGGAGUCGCUGAGUGUCACGUAACACGGCAUAGACUCCCUGUGACGACAACACAUGGCUGUCCCUUGUGUGAAAUUAAAGAAUUCUCAAAGUAAACGGACAAGAGGAAGAAGCCCUGAGGAUGAUUUGCAUUUUCCCCCCGAGUUCUGGAUGACGGUGGAAUCUUAUCAAGGGACCUUUUUUUAAAGACAACUUUUUAAAAAUGAUAUUCUUAUAAAGGGACUCUCUUUUAUAACUUUGCCAAAACCGAUAGAAUUCUUCAGCUGGCUUCUGGAAAUGAGAAAAGUUCCUCUCUUCUGAUGUAUUUUUUAAUCUAGAGAAGAUUUUCAUUAAUAUAAUACAUCCAUGUGUUAUGCCAUGUACAAUAACAAUACAUUCAUGACCAAACAUUAACAACGCCUUCAUACAGUGUUCUGAAAUGUCACCGUAAGUGUCCUUUAUACGUGAAAAGAUGCAUCUUUUAUGAAAUUAUAGCGCUUAUGUUAUAUAAAGGAAUUCAUUAUAUUGCAGUUUGAGCUGGACUUCAAUCAGUUUAAUGAGUAUGCAUACAAAACAUACUUACACUGAAGUCCUCCGCUAGCAGUAACCAAGUGGUUCAGUGUGAAGUAUGCUUGGUUUGUCAGAUCACCAACAGAGGCAUCAGUGAUAUCAACGAUUAUAUGGAUGCCUCGAAGUUUACGUUACUGCAAUGAAAUAAAAAGUAUGCAUAGGGCAACUGUCAGUAAAACAUACACAGCUUCAAUUUUUUUUUCAGUCUAUUUUAAUGAGAGGCAACAAGCAUAUGGUGAAACAUGCUUCCGUGGCUUUCCUCACAUUUCAGAUAACUAAACCAUAAAAGAUGCGUAAGGAAAUCUCCCCCUAUCAACUUCUAACUGCUGGAGAUCUUCAUUGUGAUGGCAGCUUUGGAACAAACAAACCACCAGUUUCUUCUCUCACCAGCUGCGUCCUCUACUGGAGGAUGCCAUUUACAUCUUUUUUUCUUUUUUUUUCCAGAACAAACAUUUAUAAACAGGUUUCUAGAGAGAGAAUAUGUGAGACUUUUUUUUCUUUUCCAGAACAAACAUUUAUAAACAGGUUUAUAGAGAGAGAAUAUGUGAGACUUUUUUUGUCUUUCUUCCAGAACAAACAAACAUAAACAGGUUUCUAGAGAGAGAAUGUGUGAGACUUUUUUUUUCCAGAACAAACAUUUAUAAACAGGUUUAUAGAGAGAAUAUGUGAGACUUUUUUUUUUCCAGAACAAACAUUUAUAAAUAGGUUUCUAGAGAGAGAAUAUGUGAGACUUUUUCUUACGGUAUCUGUCGUAUGGUAGAAAUACCAUGCAUUUUGAAUGAAGGCGUGAUCGCUCCAUGUGUUUAACAACAGAGCCUUUUUCCACUGAUAUAAAUCCAUAUAAAAAUGUCCAAAAAAAAAGUCAGCGAUAUAAAAACUAAAGAAGGGAUGUGUGGCUUAAGUAUGAAUAGCAUAUAAUUGCUGAUGAAAAUGUGUUUCUACAAUUAAGUGCACAACUUGGAACUUUCUGUGUUUACAAUAGCUGAGACGCCAUGCACGGUUUCAUACCACAGCCGCUUUUCUUUCCCGCGCUAUAACUUUCCCUAGUUUUAUAGAUAGCACUGCUUACUUCUUUUUUCCUCCUCUAAUUUUUCUGUUGUCUUUGGUACGUUGGCUGUCGAGAGAAUGUAUUUUGUGAAACAUUCAAAACUUGAAAAUGAACAUGAUGCCUGUUAACCAGAGAUGCCUAUAAUUUAUAUUCAAGCUGCUCUCAUUGUCUGAGUGGAAUGCAAUGAAGAUGAUCAUUUACUCCAGAGUGGAUUGGCCUCUUUACAGCAUAAUGUACAGGCCAGGAAUGGACCAAAGAGAAUGGUCGGCCCAGUCACCUGCAAUAGUCUCUCAUCUAACACUACAAAGAAAUUACUUUUGCUAAUUUUACAACGUUACUUGUAACAUGUGUGGUCUCUGGCAGUUGUUCUUUUUUGAUGGGAAAAAAAUGUUUAUUGUUUCGUUUGUUUGUCUGUGAGUGUGGUGUGCAUGUGUGUGAUUCAACAUAAAAGUGCACAUAAUAUCAUUUUAUAUUUAUAGGUUAACAAAUUAUUAUUUUUUUGUUCUUUUACAAUGUGAAUGUCUGGGACGUUAUUGAAUUGUUUAAAAAAAAGAAAAAAAGAUUGGACUGUUUUCCUGCUCUCCGUCACAAUGAAAUAAAAUCAAAAUGUAU
Messenger RNA from Lampris incognitus (smalleye Pacific opah), 4119 nucleotides. Its product is annotated as versican core protein-like. The transcript is spliced from 11 exons. Gene Ontology annotation, biological process: cell adhesion. The record is from RefSeq and is a predicted model, not a curated record. Gene Ontology annotation, molecular function: hyaluronic acid binding; calcium ion binding. NCBI's taxonomy places the organism in Eukaryota, Metazoa, Chordata, Actinopteri, Lampriformes, Lampridae. Bases 13 to 1923 code for a protein of 636 amino acids.